This is a messenger RNA of Urocitellus parryii (Arctic ground squirrel), 3639 nucleotides long. RefSeq names its product CUGBP Elav-like family member 1 (gene Celf1). Lineage: Eukaryota; Metazoa; Chordata; Mammalia; Rodentia; Sciuridae. The record is from RefSeq and is a predicted model, not a curated record. Gene Ontology annotation, molecular function: RNA binding.
GACGCGGAGGCUCCCCCGGGACUCGGCCUCAGCAGCGAGGCGGCGGCGGCGGCGGCGGCGGCGGCUGCGGAGGCGCAGGCAGCAGCUGAGGCAGCGGCAGGCUCAGGUGCAGCCGCUGAGUGAAGACAUAGUCCAGAGAGGGAGGUAUAAAGCUACAGGAAGCUAAAGCUGUGUGUAUUUGUGGAUCAGACAAGUGCAGCAAGUUAAUAUCAUUGGCUUCUGAAGGGGAGAGUGAGGUGAUGGCUGCGUUUAAGUUGGAUUUCCUUCCAGAAAUGAUGGUGGAUCAUUGCUCUUUGAAUCCCAGUCCUGUCUCCAAGAAAAUGAACGGCACCCUGGACCACCCAGACCAACCAGAUCUUGAUGCUAUUAAGAUGUUUGUGGGCCAGGUUCCGAGGACCUGGUCUGAGAAAGACUUAAGGGAACUCUUCGAACAGUAUGGUGCUGUCUAUGAAAUCAACGUCCUAAGGGAUAGGAGCCAAAACCCUCCUCAGAGCAAAGGGUGCUGUUUUGUUACAUUUUACACCCGUAAAGCUGCAUUAGAAGCGCAGAAUGCUCUUCACAACAUGAAGGUCCUCCCAGGGAUGCAUCAUCCUAUACAGAUGAAGCCUGCCGACAGCGAAAAGAACAAUGCAGUGGAAGACAGGAAGCUGUUUAUUGGUAUGAUUUCCAAGAAGUGCACUGAAAAUGACAUCCGAGUCAUGUUCUCUUCAUUUGGACAGAUUGAAGAGUGCCGGAUAUUGCGGGGACCCGAUGGCCUGAGCCGAGGUUGUGCAUUUGUGACUUUUACAACAAGAGCCAUGGCACAGACRGCUAUCAAGGCAAUGCAUCAAGCACAGACCAUGGAGGGUUGCUCAUCCCCCAUGGUGGUAAAAUUUGCUGAUACACAGAAGGACAAAGAACAGAAGAGAAUGGCCCAGCAGCUCCAGCAGCAGAUGCAGCAAAUCAGCGCGGCAUCUGUGUGGGGAAACCUUGCUGGUCUAAAUACUCUUGGACCCCAGUAUUUAGCACUUUAUUUGCAGCUCCUUCAGCAGACUGCCUCCUCUGGGAACCUCAACACCUUGAGCAGCCUCCACCCAAUGGGAGGGUUAAAUGCAAUGCAAUUACAGAAUUUGGCUGCAUUAGCUGCUGCAGCUAGUGCUGCUCAGAACACACCAAGUGGUACCAAUGCUCUCACUACAUCCAGCAGUCCUCUCAGUGUACUCACCAGUUCAGCAGGGUCUUCACCUAGCUCCAGCAGCAGUAACUCUGUCAACCCCAUAGCCUCACUUGGAGCCCUGCAGACAUUAGCUGGAGCAACAGCUGGCCUCAAUGUUGGCUCUCUGGCAGGGAUGGCUGCUUUAAAUGGUGGCCUGGGAAGCAGUGGCCUUUCCAAUGGCACUGGGAGCACCAUGGAGGCCCUCACCCAGGCCUACUCGGGUAUCCAGCAAUAUGCUGCUGCAGCGCUUCCCACUCUGUACAACCAGAAUCUCUUGACACAGCAGAGUAUUGGUGCUGCUGGAAGCCAGAAGGAAGGUCCAGAAGGAGCCAAUCUGUUCAUUUACCACCUGCCCCAGGAGUUUGGAGAUCAGGAUCUGCUGCAGAUGUUUAUGCCCUUCGGGAAUGUCGUGUCUGCCAAGGUUUUUAUAGACAAGCAGACAAAUCUGAGCAAAUGUUUUGGUUUUGUAAGUUACGACAAUCCUGUCUCGGCUCAAGCUGCCAUUCAGUCCAUGAACGGCUUUCAAAUUGGCAUGAAGAGGCUUAAAGUGCAGCUCAAACGUUCGAAGAAUGACAGCAAGCCCUACUGAGCGUGCUCCCCUCUGAGACUGGAGUGAGAGGGUCUUCUGAUUCCUGCCGUUUGUUCAUCGUUGUGCCUAAAGCAUGUCGAUGUGGCGUCAAGUACAUCGUCCAAAUCCCUGUCUCUUCAGCUUCUCUGAUGCUUGAACUCUCACCUUUGACCUUGUGUUGACCUUUGAUGCUGACGUGUAUUUUUAUUAUGUUUGUUUCUUUCUUUGUUUUUUUUCUUUUUUCUUUCCUUUUUUUUUUCCCUUUUGUGCUGCCAAAAUUGGUUUUGCUAGAACGACUGCUGAAGGGGAAAUAUUUAAACUUGCAUUUGAAUAUAAAAAAAUCUAUUUUUCUAGAACUUCAUAAGAUAACCACUUGAUUUUGUGAUUCCAAUUCUUUGUAAUUGUCUUCAGAGCAGCCCUACUAGCACAUACCGCGUGGUGUUUGUAUUUCUGUGAACACACAGCCAGUCCGUUUCUAGGCUUUGUUUCUCUGUGUGCUUAGUUUUAAAGACAACUUUGAAGUAAACAAUGAAAUAAACGAUGUCACUAAAACCUUUGAGGCUCCUGAGCACAUUUUGCUGACAUAGUUUGUGGGGCUUGAGGAGACGCAUGUGUUGCUUUUAUUUUUGUUUUUCUGAGUUCUCAACUGCAGCAAACACCUGAACCCCCCACCCCUUUCUUUCUGACUGCAGUUUGGGCCCCAGCCAGCCCUUUUUCUUUUUCUUUUUUCUUUUUCUUCUUUUGUGGUUGUUCCCUGGAGCUACCCUGCGGGGAGCUUUGGCUCCCUCUUGCCCCUUCCCUCAGCCCCACAGGGCUCUCCUCCAUACUUGUUCCUACAGUCUCCACAGCAAAAUGUGAUGCUUUUUGUUUUGUUUUGUUUUGUUUUUGUAUUGUUUUUGUUUUGAAAUUUUUUCUUUCCUACUAAGAUUAUGCCCAGAAAAAAGUUUUGCAUGUGUCCUGCUGUUUCUUCACACCUUCGUAUAUAUCACCUUCACCUCUCUGUUUUCUAUAGUUUGUGCAAAAACUGACCGAUUUAAAAGGGUUUCAAAGAAGCUGUUUUAAAUUGUUGUGGGGUUGAUUUUUUUUUUUUUUCCAAGAUUGUACUGUUUUAUUUUGAAGUGGCAACUUUCUCCUCUAUUGCCCUUAGAGUGUUUGCCUGUGCACUUAGACUGUCACCUCAUGCGGCCUCCAGGUCUCAGCAGGGCUCCCAGGAGGCUGGCUGCUCUGCUCAGGAGUGGGAAGACCCAAGAAGCAGAGCUGGAACCCGAAGGUGGCUAUGGGUGGACAGGAGGCUUAGCACAGUAGGGCUAGCACCCAGCAGAGGGAGGGUGCUCCUAACCACCAGAGGAUGCCGUCUGCACACUAAGCGGCUAUACAUCUGCUGCGCUUUUCCUAGGUGACAAGCACAAUACUACAGUCUUCACACUGUUUACAGCCCUGGGCACAAACCACCCCACACUGGCUCUUCACCACAGCUCUGCUCUUGCUUAGCUAGUGGGGUGGGGAUAAGGGCGGGGAUUUGUUUUUUAAAUUGGGUGAAGAGCCAAAUAGCUACUGUCCCUGGGUGCCAGGCCAGCUAGUUCUUUGGUUCCCUGAGGGGAACUUUCCCUCUUCUCUUGUGGCACCAUCCAGCCUCAGGGUCUUGAGGACUUGAGGAAGAAUGUGAAUGGAGGGGGAGAGGCCAGAGGAGAUGAGAGGGCAGGGGUGGAUCUGUGGAGGGAUAGCAGGGAAUGAGUUUAUAGCAGAUCCCACCCAGACCUACAUGCUGGUGGGAGGAGGAGCUGAGAAGCAGAAUUGUCCAGGGAAGGGUGGCAAGGUACAGCAAGGGACCUGGGGGUGGGUGGGUUAGAAGCACUGUUUAGCAUCAUUCACACUG